Molecule: messenger RNA, 2177 nt
Organism: Nelumbo nucifera (sacred lotus)
Lineage: Eukaryota; Viridiplantae; Streptophyta; Magnoliopsida; Proteales; Nelumbonaceae
Biological process (GO): cortical microtubule organization
Cellular component (GO): cortical microtubule
Source: RefSeq, a predicted model, not a curated record
GAGCGAGAGCUCCGUAGUCACUACUCACAACUGCACCAAAUACAGAUCCACGACUCUCUCUCUCUCUCUCUCCAAGAACAUCGUCAGCUAUACUUCUCGCUUUGUAACUACUAUUGCAUUUUCUGCCACAGCCCCCCCCCUCUCUCUCUCUCUGUGUUAUCCAUGGUCUUUCUUUCAGAUUCGUCGAUAUGAAUCGCAUCUCAAGGGAUUCUUUGGCCGGAGGGAGGAUUGUUCCGGCGGGAUCGCAACUCCGGAGAGGUCGGAGCAUCGCUGCCAUCUCGAGAGAUACGGAUGAAAACUUGGAUCUCUUCUCCAGGAACCGCCGGAGCCUCCCCAUCACUUCAUCUGACGAACCAGACGUGUCGACGAAAUUGGGGAGAAUAUCGGUUGGACCAGUAAAACUAGCGAGGAAUGGAAUCGACGAUCUACUCUCUUCAGUGGAUGGGGGAAAGCAUGAUUAUGACUGGCUUCUCACCCCUCCUGAGACACCUCUUUUCUCUUCAUCAGAUACAAGUGAGUCCCCUCCAACCUUACUGGCUCCAAGAAGCAGUUCCUUGGUUAGAUCAGUUUCCACAACUAAGACUUCAAGGCUUUCUAUGACACACUCAGAGAACAACUAUUCAUCAAGACCAACAAGAAGUGGUUCUGUUACCCGUCCUUCCAUUUCUACCAUGCACUACACUACCUACUCAUCUAGCUCCAACAGAUCUUCCUCAAUUCUCAACACAAGCUCAGCAUCAGUCACAUCUUCAUCCAGGCCAUCCACCCCUACUACCCGCUCUACUACGAGACCUUCCACCCCAUCUGCUCGGCCAUUGUCAUCGCGACCAUCCACACCAACCAGAUCCCAUCCUGGCCCCAACAUCUCUUCCGUUGAUAAGCCAAGAGUGUCCCAAAACUCAAGGCCUUCUACCUCAAGUUCUAGGCCUCAAGUCUCUGCAAACUUAAGUUCUGCAUCUCGACCAAACUCACGGCCAUCAACUCCUACCCGUCGAACCCAAACAGCAGCUCCAGGGCCAGCUCCAGUGGUAGCUCGCUCAGCAUCUGUUGGGCGGGUCCUUCCAAAUGGCCGAAGCACAGCACCUGCUUCCCGAGGAAGCUCCCCAGGCCCAAGGGCCCGGCCAUCACCACAGCCUAUUGAUCUUCCUGAUUUCCCACAUGAUACACCACCAAACCUGAGGACCACAUUGCCAGAUAGGCCCAUUUCUGCUGGUAGGUCUCGGCCAAGUGUUGCUGUCACGGUCAGGGGAAACUUAGAGACAUCUGGGCCUGUGAAUCCACCAAGAAGGCAGUCAUCACCUAUUGUUUCAAGGGGAAGACUUGCAGAACUUUCAGGGAGGGGCCGCUUGCACACCAAUGGACAUGAUGUUGAGGCACCUGAAUUGCAGAAGACACCGCCAGUGUUGGAGCCUACAGUCCGGAGACUAACAAAACCCACAACUACUAGUGAGAGUACUGGAUUUGGAAGAACAAUCUCAAAAAAGUCACUUGACAUGGCUCUCAGGCAUAUGGACAUCCGAAAUGGCACAGGGAGCGUCCGUUCUCUGUCUGGAACUACUCUUUUCCCUCAGAGCAUCCGCAGUAACCUAAAAAGCCAACCUAUUCGUGUCUUGGAUGCUUCGUCUUUCCUCAGCAGUAAUGGUGCCCCACCCGCCAGCAGUAAUGGAGGCAUCUCAGAGAAUGGAAACUGUAUUGAUAAGUCCCUGCAUAAUGAGGCUGAGGAAGGUGAUGGUCGGCUUUCAGCAAAACUGAGUCAAAUGGACAUUUACGAGAGCUCCCGUUAUGAUGCAAUUCUGCUCAAAGAGGACCUGAAGAACACUAACUGGUUGCACAACGUUGAUGAUAAGUCUGAUAAGGGGAUCACCUUCGAUCACCGGUUUGAGCCACUUCCUGAGCCAUUUGGUCUUCUAUAAUCUCUAAAAUGGCUGUGAUGUUGAUGCCCUUUUUCCUUCGUUUCUUUUAUUUUUGUUUUUAGUUAUUAUUUUUCCAAGAUGGAAACCAUCAAACUGUCUCUCUCUCUUUCUCAGGUUGUCCCUUUUGGUAGUACGACUUCAUUUGUACCAUAAGGGUUUUAUGUUUUGUACCCUUUGUAUAAAAAGUAAAACAGUAAAUAGAGAGGAUGAUGAUGAAAUAAUAUUUCAGUGAAUCUAAGGUAGACACUAGAGAGUAAUUGUCCA